Molecule: messenger RNA, 713 nt
Organism: Nyctereutes procyonoides (raccoon dog)
Lineage: Eukaryota; Metazoa; Chordata; Mammalia; Carnivora; Canidae
Gene: FGF2
Product: fibroblast growth factor 2
Exons: 3
Biological process (GO): cell differentiation; regulation of cell migration; positive regulation of gene expression
Cellular component (GO): cytoplasm
Molecular function (GO): fibroblast growth factor receptor binding; growth factor activity
Source: RefSeq, a predicted model, not a curated record
CCCAGCCCCCGGCCCGCGCGCCAGGGCAGCCGGCGAGGGGAGCGGCCGGGCGGCGCGAGGCUGGGGGCCCGCGGGCGCGGCCGCGCGCUGCCGGGCGGGAGGCUGGGGGGCCGGGGCCGUGGCCGCGCCCCGGACCGGGUCGGGGGCCGGGGCCGGGGGGCGGCGGCGGCUCCUCGCGCGGCUCCGGGGGCGCGGACACCCCGGCAGAGCCCCGGGGGGCCCAUGGCAGCCGGGAGCAUCACCACGCUGCCCGCCCUGCCGGAGGACGGCGGCAGCGGCGCCUUCCCGCCCGGCCACUUCAAGGACCCCAAGAGGCUGUACUGCAAGAACGGGGGCUUCUUCCUGCGGAUCCACCCCGACGGCCGGGUGGACGGGGUCCGGGAGAAGAGCGAUCCCCACGUCAAAUUGCAACUUCAAGCAGAAGAGAGAGGCGUUGUGUCCAUCAAAGGAGUAUGUGCAAAUCGCUAUCUUGCUAUGAAGGAAGAUGGAAGAUUACUGGCUUCUAAAUGUGUUACCGACGAGUGCUUCUUUUUUGAACGAUUGGAAUCUAAUAACUACAAUACUUACCGGUCAAGGAAAUACUCUAGUUGGUAUGUGGCACUGAAACGAACUGGGCAGUAUAAACUUGGACCAAAAACAGGACCUGGGCAGAAAGCUAUACUUUUUCUUCCAAUGUCUGCUAAGAGCUGAUCUAAAUGGCAGCAUCUUAUCUC